AUGGAAAUAGAAGAUACAUCUAUUCAACCUAUGCAUCAAGGAAAUUUAGAGCUUCAACGUCAACUUUUGCAAAGAAAAAUUAUAUAUGGAGGAAAUAUAGCAUCACCUACAGAUGAUCUUAUGUCUCCUACAACUGCUAAGCUACAGGCUCAUAAACGGAAAUAUUAUAAUAAAGCAAAGCCUCAAUCAUUGCAAAAUAUGUUUACUCAAGUUCAAUCUAACUUAAAUAAACCAUCCAUUCAAGAAUCAGUAUAA
This is a messenger RNA of Pneumocystis jirovecii RU7, 255 nucleotides long. RefSeq lists its product as uncharacterized. The record is from RefSeq and is a predicted model, not a curated record. Lineage: Eukaryota; Fungi; Ascomycota; Pneumocystomycetes; Pneumocystales; Pneumocystaceae. The coding region runs from base 1 to 255 and encodes 84 amino acids. The transcript is spliced from 3 exons.